CAAACGUCUCCAACACAACCGGGCGUCUCAGAGUGUCGGAGCUUGAUGAUGACGACAUAUAUGUUGCUUCUCACUAGCUAACAUGCUGCUGCUGUAAAGGCUGUAAACUUGAAAUUGUGGCUAUGAAUCACCUACUGCGACCUCUGCUGUGUCAGUCCCUGGUGCGACAGCUCAGGUCUCCCCUUGUGGCCACCUCCACCAGGGUCAGUGCACCCCUGCUGUACCCCAACACCCCCUGCUACGCCGCUGCAUGCACCAGGCUCUAUGCCACCAAGAAGGCAAAAGCCAAGGCAAAGGGCCAGUCGGCUAAGGUGAAUAUUAAUUCCUCUCUGGUGGAAGACAUCAUCAGUCUGGAUGAAGUGAAGGGGGACAUGACAGCUGUUCUCAAUGCACUCAAAGAGGACUUCACACGCAACCUCAGCAUCCGAACCUCGCCAGGAGCUCUGGAUCACAUUGUGGUGACGACUCAAGAUGGGAAGUUCCCUCUCAACCAGCUGGGCCAGGUCUCCAUGAAAUCCCCUCAGCUCAUUAUGGUCAACAUGAGCAGCUUCCCAGAGGCUACAGCGGCCGCCACCCGUGCCCUGAGAGAGAGUAGCAUGAACCUUAACCCAGAGGUGGACGGGACGAUCAUCAAGGUGCCCGUUCCCAAAGUAACGCGGGAACACAGAGAGAACCUCACCAAGCUGGCCAAACAGUUCAGCAACAAGGCUAAAGACUCGCUGAGGAAAGUGCGAUCUAACGCCGUCACACAGGUCAAAAAGACGAAGGAAGGACACUCGGAGGACACCAUACGACUCGUGGAAAAACAGAUUCAGCAGAUGGCGGACAACAUGGCAGUGGACAUUGACAAACAGCUUGCAGCCAAGACCAAGGAGCUGUUAGGCUGACGGUGAUGAUUACAAGGUCUUGUUUUUUAUUUUUUGGGGUUAUAGCUGAACCUACAGAUGGACACACAAAACAGAAUGUCAUCCCUAUCAUGUUUAUAAUUGACACUGACUCAGUGAAUCCCGUUCUCACAGUCCGAAAGCUUCACACAGACGAACGAGUCUCGGCCCCGUUGUGCAUGUUUUGGCAGAAACUGGGCUUUCGGUUCCUGCCCACAUCACUGGCAAAGAUCCGCUCUUCGCUGCUGGGUGAUAUCUGCGUUUAACCGUCAGCGCAUAAACAGAAAUUGGCACGGAAACAACAACGACAGACUGCCAGUCACCUCCCUCCUCCCUUGUUACUCUUCCUGUCUUCAAACAAACACCGAGCGAGGGACGAAUGGACUUUUAAUGGGAUUUGCGGGCCUCCUCCUAAUCAAACCCCCUUGCCACAAGGGCUGUCUGUUUAUAUAAAACAAGCGCACCCGUCUGAGUGUAAACUGGCUGCGGGUUUGUCUUGGUGGCGAGAGCGAGAGAGAGAAAGGGAGAGAGGGUUUUGUUCCAGAGACGCAGGAUAUGAUUAGCGUGUUGCCAAACAUUUGUUUCACAUUGAUUCGAAGUCUGUUUAAAAAAUGCACUUGAGUAGAAAAAGCCUUUAAUUUCAGCCCAUGUCUAGGAUUGAUAAUACGGCUACUCUCUCGACAAUAAAGAAAGUAACAUUAUUGAUGGACUCCAUUAAAGAAACACUGCUUUGUACCAUG
Messenger RNA from Sebastes umbrosus (honeycomb rockfish), 1624 nucleotides. It is a transcript of the gene mrrf, whose product is annotated as mitochondrial ribosome recycling factor. The coding region runs from base 123 to 887 and encodes 254 amino acids. Gene Ontology annotation, biological process: translation. Gene Ontology annotation, molecular function: ribosomal large subunit binding. The record is from RefSeq and is a predicted model, not a curated record. Lineage: Eukaryota; Metazoa; Chordata; Actinopteri; Perciformes; Sebastidae. Gene Ontology annotation, cellular component: mitochondrion. The transcript is spliced from 7 exons.